This is a messenger RNA of Periconia digitata, 2834 nucleotides long. Lineage: Eukaryota; Fungi; Ascomycota; Dothideomycetes; Pleosporales; Periconiaceae. The record is from the annotation of a GenBank genome assembly.
CCCAAAACGCACUCAUUGGCGUGUCAUUCCCUCUGCCAGUCCACCACUUGCAUGUCUUGCUACAGCUUGCCUUAUCAUCCCACUACCUGGUCCGACUCACAUGGCCCCAACACUCCCCGGCAGCACCUCGUCUUUUUGGUUUCGCUCGCCGCAGCCAACACACCCGAGCCUUGAUGCUCCAUGCCCAUUGCCCAUUGAUUGGGCCUCUGGAGCCUUCCUUGCAUUGAUUGUUUUUGUGCCAGACCGCUUGCCACUAACUUAGACCUUCUCCGAGCCGCGUGUCGUUCGUACUCUAGUCCUCUAUUAUAAUCCCCCAUGGCCGGUCAACCUCCUGGUCGACUUCCACGUUGCUGCCCUGCCGCAGUUAUCUUUUGCCAAACUUCUUUGCGUCAUCCUCGACCCUUCGUCCCCAACCACCCACCCCUCAAUCCCCCCUCACCUCUCCUCAACCCAACCAUGACCUUUGAUCUGCAGCUCAAGGUUUAUCCCUCGAAUUCCUGAACCGUCGAAGCCUUGCCCGACAGCGCACAUGUUUAAAUCCUCACCAACUUGUCGAAAUGAGCGAGCGGACGUUGACCAACGUUGUGAAUGACCAGACCGUUGCAUUGAACGCCCUCAUUUAUGGCUACGCCGGCCAUUCCCUUGUGACCCCGCAGCAUGCUAUACAACAGAUUUGGUGGACCGAAGGAAGAAUCAAUGAGAAGGUUACCCGGGAAUUCGUCACCUCGAGGCUGAAGCCUACCGAAAGAGAAAAGCUGGAACAACACGUCGGAUUUGGCGAUCUGACCAAUAACACUUAUAUCGAAUGGAUCCUCGAGAAGGCGAGGCGAUUGUUUCUCGUUCUUGCAGAAAUUGGGGAAGCAGAUCGCAUCUUUGCUGUGGUGGAAAACUCGUGGGAUGAUGUAGAUUUGCCCUUAUCUCCCAAGGACAUUGAGAAACUUGCACUUGCAAACAGACGCGAUGACCAGGCCAACGCGCGAUUUUUUCAUACCCAGUUCAAUUUCUUGCUUCGAGAACUCCGUUCGGGAGUGCACAUCGAUUUCGCUCCCAAUGAGGAGGUGCCGCUCGAAUACGUUAUGGGGCUCCCGCCAGCUGUGAGCCUCCAGAAUUGGUCGCGGGUUCAUCUCCCGAAGAAACCUAAUACGAUCUACGUUCGAAGAAAGUUUGCACUCAGCAAACCAGAGAUGCCAGGAUGCUUUGAGGAAGACUUCUUCAUGGAUGUAGAAAGCGCAAAGAUGGUCAUGCAUGACCACAUUGUGCCAAUCUGGGCAUCGUAUACAUUCAAGGACAUUGGAUAUGUCAUGACAGAUUUUGUAUGCCAUCACACCCUACGGUCCUUUAUCGACCACCGCGACCCCGUUCAAUACAAGAGGUUACCGAAGCCUCAAAGGCGACAUUUGGUACUUGGCUGGCUUCAUUGCCUCGCUGAUGCCGUGGCAAUGAUGCAUCGCAACAAUUUCUGCCAUACCGCGAUCCGACCCUCGAAUAUUCUCAUCGACGACCAGAACGCGAUAGCUUUCAGCGACAUUGGUUGUUUCGAGACUUUCCAGAGGGAUAAAAGGCUAGAUCCAAUGGACGUGUAUAUAUAUAGUGCUCCCGAAACUCACCCAGGGACGCAGACGGUCGAACCGGUCUCGAAUCCUGCGUCGCCUACGUCUCCUACAUGGCCCAUGUGGCCGUCGUCACCCACUACCGCAACGCGCAAACAAUCUGUUGGGAGCAAGAAUUCGUCUGGGUCAUCGAGCAGUAGUGGGUCACAACGUCAAAAAUUAACAAAAGCGCCCACAUCGUCGAACGACUUCAGCGGGUUUAAUUUCGGGUUUAAGAAGGGUAAACAGCCCGUGAAACCGCGGUCUCACACACACGAGACGGAGCAGGCAGACGUGUACUCUCUUGGAUGUGUUUUUCUCGAGAUCAUCACGUUCAUGCUGAAGAAGAAACCACACGACUUCAUCAAACACCGAUCGUCGAAGCAGCGCGUCAACGCCGGCGGCAAGAAUUCGCGCACAGACUCUUCUUACCACGCGAAUCCGGAGAAAAUUGAGUCGUGGAUGAAAAUCCUGGAGGAUCUAUCUUCUUCUGCUCAACAAGAAAGCGAAGGACUCGAAGCUGUACCCUACGUGUUGACUCUCAUUCGCAGUAUGCUGUCGCGAGAUCCGGAAGCGCGGCCUAGCGCACGAAUUGUUCGCGAUCAGCUUUUUAUCAUUCUCUGCAAUCAUACUAAUAUCCAUGAUAUCCACUGCGGCGCACACAUGCACGAUGUAGGAGUGGCUGAAACUGUGCUUUCGGAAUCCGACCGCAAUUCGUCUUUUGUCUCUCUGAGGCCGCUCAGUAUUUCCACACAAUCUACGAGUUCCCUACCUUCUUCACUAGCCAGCUCUGACACCGACACUAUUCGCUCUUCGAUGUAUUCUACUGGAUCUCGGGUGCAUUCUAUACUGGAUUCGUACACUGAUCGAUCCAUGCUAGCUGGCAUUAGGGAAUUGGACAGCGACGAUGAUUUCGAUGACGGUGUAUCCAUCUUGACCACAACGACGGCGACCACGACGAAUGCGCCAUCAAGCUCGAGAAGACCACCACCUCCGCCCGUAGAUACAUCGGCGACGUACUCGACUCUCGAUACUAACACGGCAUACACAAGCCCACGGAAACCACCGACCCCUCCCAUCUCGCCACGAAGCACGAAGUCACCCACACCGAGUUCCCCCACAGCAACACCCAUAGGCUCCCCCAUGACCAUGGAAUUCGACCGCAGUUCUAGCCCGUCAAGUGUCUUGAAUGGCGGUAGAACCAAAUCGUGGGGUAGAAGCAGACCCAGAUAUCUCCUCCCUUGA